CGUGCGGGGUUGCUUAUUGCCCGACGACACCAACGCCCUCGACGGAUCUUCUCUUUUUAAGGGAAAUUCACCCCACUGUUGGCGUCCUUUUAGCCACCAUCGGCGUCCUUUAACCCACGAUUGGCGUCCCUUACCCUCGACCGGCGCCCUCUUUUUUUUUUUUACUUUUGGCUGGAGCGGGUGAAGAAAAAACGAUGGCGACUUUACUUCAUCUGAAAGAUUUUUGGAGGAAGAUUCGCGAGCUGUACACGACGGUUGUGGGAUUUAUGAGAUAUGUGUUUGGCUCGGUAAUGAUGAUUGGGGUGGCCCCAGAAUACCUCGCAAUAUGGCUUGUGUGGCGAGGUGCUUCACUAGUGUUCCCUUCCUGGAUAUACCAGUGGGGGGAUGACAAACUCUAUUCUCUCUAUCAGCGGCUAGUUCUCUUUUUCUUUGAGACGUGUACAAAUUUAGAGGUGGUGUUAUAUGGUGAUGCUGUAGAUGCUCUGAAGAAGAGAGAAAGUGUCUUAUACCUUGCCAACCAUCAGUCAACAGUUGACUGGCUUGUUGCUGACAUGAUCUCAGUCCGAGGUGGAUCUUUAGGACACCUACGCUAUGUGAUGAAAAACACACUCCAAUUCAUGCCACUCUACGGGCACUACUUCUACGCACACGGCUGUAUUUAUGUGAAACGUGGGAAGUUCAGUCAGAACAAGAUGAUUCAGGCCCUGAACUAUCUCACACACCCAAAGAUUCCCACUUGGUUGGUGAUCUUCCCCGAGGGCACACGCUACUAUCCCGGGAACCCUGAGGUGAUCCAGAAAGCAGAGCAGUAUGCAAGGGACAACAAUCUUCCGGCAAUUGGAACAGUGACUGCUGCUCAGGAAGAAGCCAAGGUCUUGGUUAGAAAGUGCUCCGAGAAAACAGUGCUGAAGCAUCACUUGGUCCCAAAAACCCGAGGAAUGUGGUUAGUCAGCCAACAGUUACACGAUAAGAUUGAUGCCAUAUACGAUGUCUCUGUGUUCUAUGAUGGGACUGUGGAUGAGCAAGGCAUCAGAGGAAAUGCUCCACAGCUCGUAGAGUUCCUAUCGGGAAAGUGCAGCAAGGUUCACGUACACAUCAGGCGCAUCCCAAUGUCUGAGGUGCCGAAGGAGGAAGAGGAAGUCGGAAAAUGGCUACAUCAGCUUUAUAAGGAGAAAGAUGAAUUGGCUGAGAACUUCUUCACGCAGGAUAGUGAGAAGCGAAAUAAUGUUGAAAAGCUGUUGCAUGGCCAUAAGUCUUCACUAAGUCUUUGGUCGACUCUCUCCUCCUUCCUGUUCUUUAGUGUUAUCUCAGUGCCAUUCAUCUGUACUAAAGUUGGAAGGCAGAUGUACACAUAUUUACUGCUCUAUGGAAGCCUUGGCUCGUAUGGGUGGCUUUUGAUUCGUAAUGUUUGUUAAGCCUGUUUUUUGAAGAGGAAAAAACUUGUGUUUUUGAUAAUGGAGGUGUUGAGUUUUUUCAUUCAUGUCCUUGCCAAGUGACAACAAAUGGCAAAAGGAACAAAGCGGAACAGCAUAAGGGUGACCUCCAGAUCUGUUUCAAGAAAUCACAUUAUGGGUGAAACAGUUAAUUAGGAAACAGUUUUUAUGUGUAUACUUGGAUAAGAUGUUAUGAAUGCAUCGAUUUUGGGGAUGUUUAGUGGUAAUGGACCAUCCCAAUGAUUUUUAUGUAAAGAAUGUGGUAAAUGGAAACUUGUAUAUUAAUGAAACAUUUGUCUCAGAUCUUCCGUUGUGCACAGACAGAUUUUUGAAGUAUUACAUGGGUUUUCAUGAUGUGCAAGUCAGUUUCACUGGAUACAAAGUACAGAAAUUGACAUAUUUGAUUAUCAUAUGCCUGUUCAUAUUGUAAUUAUUGUAUAUUAUCUAGGAGUCUUUCAGUAGAUAAAACAUGAUAUUUCUUUGUCAUAUAGUGAAUGAAGCUUGUCAGAAAUAAAGAAAUAUUCUCAUAAAUCAUGAUUUGUUUUUGAUGGCUAAUUCCAGCAAACUGAAAAAAUACAUGCAUGAGCUUGCAUGUACACUAGAUAUGUAUGGUAUUCUGGACUAAUCCUUAUAAUAUUUUCUUUAACACACUGAUUCUCCAUUAUAUUUCUGUUGUAAAUCUAUAUUAUUUGUAUUAUCAGAUACAGAAAUUUGGAUAUAUUCCUUGAAAAGGAAGGCAGAAAAAGUAGAAAUAAAGUAAGAGAAAAAUCUGAUAUACAUACCUCUAUCUGCACACACACACUGCAAUCCCCACCCAUAAAUGUGUGUAUAUGUAUGGGUAUUUUCCAGCCAUUGAUAUUAUAUACAACAUUUUUUUCUGCAAGAAAUAGAUGCUCAAUGUUUUUUGCAUGGCAAUAGUGUUUCCUUAAAAUCUGUUUUAUUUACAACUGUUAUCCCUUUUACUUAUUAAACCAUGCUUGAAGGAAAUUACUUUGUCAUCAUGAGGUUAGGGUUGUUUGUGAACAAAAAUAUUAUUUAUAAUGUUAAUAAUGAAUAUAAUCAAUAAGGUAAUGCUGUUUUUGUUGCAUAUCAGCUUUGGAAAAGUGAUUAUCACAAGAUGCACUUGUAUAACUGUGAAAUUGAAAGACUAGGCAAGUGUUUAAGGAAGUUUUUGAGAAAGUGGUGACAAUUACAGCAUGUAAACUGUAUGUAGAAAUGUAAUGUUUUUUUUACAAUUUUUUUUUCUUUCACUUUCUCACAUUUUUUUGUCUUGCAUUCUUCUUUGGUGGUCUUGUUUAUGUAAAAUUAUUUAAUUCUUCUGUUUUUUUUUAGAUACAGUAGCAUUAUAGAAGUCUUGGUGUGAAAAAAAAAAAUUAUAUUGAUUUUUAGAAUUAGACAAUGUUCCUUUUUUUUCUGCUGCCAGUGGUGUUGUUUUAUUUGUAUGGUUACUGCACAUUUAAGAAGUACAAUGUAGACUGGUAUUAGGGCAACAUAUUUUUCCAAAAAAAAAAAAAAAAAAGAGAAAAAGAAAAAAUAAUAAAAUAUAAAAUACUAUGGUCACUUUUCAGUUACAAACAUCCCUUUGUGGAGAAAGAUGGAUCAAUCAAAUAAUUUUGCAUUAUGAGGAACAACAACGGUUAAAUAAGAGUAUUUUGUUCUGCUUACAUACUGUGAUACCAAAACUUCUGCCAGUUGACAUCAACCAUGAAAAUCUUCAAAGUGUCCAUCAAGACCAUAUAUAUAUAUAUUCUUGAUUAACAAUGAGGUCUUUAAUGAUACGGGGAAUGGAGGGAAGGUUAAAUGAGUAACUAGAAAAUGCGGGAAAGCAGCUUAUGACAGCAAUUCAGGUAAGAAUUACAUUGAAUGAAAAUGAGAGAAAACAGCUGGACUUGAAUUUACUAAUAUUACCUAUCUUAAUAAUAAGACGGCAAUAAAAGAGACAAAAGAUGUGUUGGCAUGUUUUUAGAGGUAAAAUGUGUAUCCGCAAUUCCGUGUAUAGUUUAGGUUAUUACAGAAACAUAAUAAAAAGGUUACAAUUACUUUAUUAUGAAAAAGUACAAAUACUGAUACCAAAUAAAUAUAAUUCAUUCUUGGGAUAUAUUCUAAUAAGCAAAGUAAACAUUUGGAAAUAGAAAAAUCAGUAUAACAUUAUUUUAUGUUCUAAACCUAGCCAGCAACAACCCUCGGCUUGUAAUGUUCCGAGAUUGGGAAACAAAACGUCUUAAAAAUAAGUAGAUAUGUUGCUUAUUUCAGCAAAUUUCUCAAUCACAGUUAGGAAAUCAAUUAUCCAUUAAAGUCACAAGUUCAAAUAAUCCUUAUAACACAAGCUGAUUACUAUCACUUGUGUUAUACUGCCUGGCAGUCAAUUAACCAUUAAUAAAAUCAAUAAUUCAGUGAACACCUAUGUAUACCAAUUACCUCGAAGAGAAUACAUACAUGUCCAUUUUGUACAAAAAUCAGUUACAAUAUUGAUAUUUACAUAUUUACGACCAUUUGCCCCACAUAACUGGCACAAGCCAGGGAUGCCCUUCAUUGUGUAAUGCAGAAACAAAAACGAAGUCUAGGUGUUCUGUGACUUCUGAAUAACUGUCAGCUGUCAGACACUGUUGUGGAUACCUCAUUUGUUUUUUUGUUUUUUUUGAACCACUUGAUCUUCAUUUAUAGACCUUUGUAACUGUCAUAUAGUGUGCAUGUAUUAUACUGCCUUUGCAUAUGUAAAUGUAAACAAAAAUGCAUUUUGGCUGAAAGUUUUCAGUUUUUUUGUUGUUUUUUACUUACUUUUUUUAUGUACGGAGUUACACCAAUAAGACUAACUUUGAUA
Molecule: messenger RNA, 4254 nt
Organism: Penaeus indicus
Lineage: Eukaryota; Metazoa; Arthropoda; Malacostraca; Decapoda; Penaeidae
Product: 1-acyl-sn-glycerol-3-phosphate acyltransferase epsilon-like
Exons: 9
Coding region: 195-1415 (406 amino acids)
Cellular component (GO): endomembrane system; mitochondrion
Molecular function (GO): acyltransferase activity
Source: RefSeq, a predicted model, not a curated record